UGCGGAUAUAAAGCCUGAGACCAAACAAAGCCAGUGGUAUCAAAAGGAACAUCUAGUUUUCAGUGACGGGUCAAAGAGCAAAAAUAACCCCAGGCACCAGCUGUGAGAAAAUCUCCAUUAUUGAUUUCUGAAAGAGACUCCAUAUAAGGCAGGCAAAAGUUUGUGGUCAAAAUGUGGUUGCUGAUCACAUUAUUAAUGACGUGUUCACUUCAUGAAGUUGCUGAGUCAAAAUAUUGGCCAUGGGUGAAGAAUGUCAUUGAACCAGUAAAAGAGAGUAAACAUGAUGUUCAGUGCCUGGCUAAAGGCAGUAAUGGGAAUGAAUACAGAGGUACGAUCUCUGUAACAUCCAAGGGACACAAAUGUCUCUACUGGGAUCGUCUUCAACAUAUAGGACAUACAGCUAUUUCUCAAGGACUUGGUUCACACAAUUACUGCAGAAAUCCAAAUAACAGACGUGGGCCAUGGUGUUGGGUUAGUAGACCCAACCAGAUUGUUCGCAGAUACUGUGAUAUUCCACAGUGUGAAGAAAAGAAAGGUGAGUUUUAAAAAAAAAAGUGCCAUAUUUUUGUAAAAUAAAGGAACUAACACAGAAUAUACCGAAUAAUUGAUUCACUAUUAAUUCCCUUUAUGUUUUUCUAUAUGAAUACCCCAGAUCAGGACACUGAAAUGACAUGUGGUGAACGAACCCCAAAAGUGAAUUUUAAGAUUAUAGGUGGUUCAAGGGCUUCAAUAGAGUCUCAGCCUUGGCAGGCAGCCAUCUUUAGAGGUGACUUGUUUAUCUGUGGAGGCACACUCAUCGCACCCUGCUGGGUCCUCAGCGCAGCCCACUGCUUCCCUCUUAGCAAAAGAGCAACAAGGGGCCAAUAUUCUGUCUAUUUGGGAAAGGAUGCCACCAAUCAAACUGAUCUGAGAAAAGAACAGAAGUUUGAAGUAGCCAAAUUUGUGCUUCAUCAGGAGUAUGAUGAAGAUGAUUUUAACAAUGACAUAGCUCUGUUGCAGAUUGUGGACAGCAAUGGACAAUGUGCACAGAAGACACCCUCAGUGAGGACAGCAUGUCUUCCUCCAGCUCACCACAUGAUGCCCUAUGGAUCCUUCUGCUACAUUUCAGGCUAUGGCAAUGAGAGGAAUGGUGAAAGUUUCAGAUAUUCCCGCUACAUGAAGGAGGCUCAGGUUCAGAUUCUCUCCCCGAGUAAAUGUGAGGGGGGCUACUAUGGAAAAAGGAUCACUGAAAACCAGUUCUGUGCAGCCAGUCCCAAGUGGACAGAGGAUGCUUGUCAGGGAGACUCAGGAGGUCCUCUGUUGUGUGAAGUGAAUGGCCGAAUGUUUCUCUUUGGAGUCAUCAGCUGGGGAGAGGGUUGUGCCACCAAAUCGAAACCCGGUGUCUACACAAAAGUCACCAACUACAACAACUGGAUUGCAAAACAAACAGGCCUGCCCACCUUCACUGAAGGCAUCAUGUACCCACAGAAAGAUUAGCUGUGUUACUCAAUGUAAGCACUUUGAAGCUGCACAUAUAAUGCUUUUUAACUCAGAGUUUGGCAUGUAGACUCCAGCCUCUAGAGAAAACUUGGCAAUCUGUGAUUAUCACUGUCUAAAUCUCAUCUGUUCUUGCCCUUUAAUAUUAACUAAAUACUUAGUAUUUACUAAAUAAAUAGUAGGAAUAGUAUUCUUAUUUAUUACAGUAGCCAGCUCAAGUCAGGCACAAUGAAAUAGCACUUCUGACCUUUGACAAAAAUGGUAUCAUUGAUGUCAUUGAACCAUUUGUAACAUGCAUCCAUAAUAUGUAUAUUAUUUAUAGUUAUAUAAUUUAUAAUCUAAUUUAUUUAAUGUCACAUUAUGUUCAGUUUGUAAAUUAAUGUCCAAGCAGCAGUGCUGCGUAUGGCGCCAAAGAUCAUAGGAAGCAAUUGCUCUUUUCAUAACUUUUAAGUAACAGUUGAUGUUUUAAUGCAUACUUGUUUUAUAUAUAUAAUCGUCUUUAUUUUCCUUUUAGUUGCAUACUGUACUUCAAAUAUGUGUGCUUUAUUUUGAAAUAUUUAUAUUGCAUUUGUGCUAUAUUUAUGAAUAAAUAUAUUUUUAGAA
Molecule: messenger RNA, 2079 nt
Organism: Pangasianodon hypophthalmus (striped catfish)
Lineage: Eukaryota; Metazoa; Chordata; Actinopteri; Siluriformes; Pangasiidae
Gene: plaua
Product: plasminogen activator, urokinase a
Exons: 10
Coding region: 628-1476 (282 amino acids)
Biological process (GO): regulation of cell adhesion mediated by integrin; plasminogen activation
Molecular function (GO): serine-type endopeptidase activity
Source: RefSeq, a predicted model, not a curated record